Messenger RNA from Fundulus heteroclitus (mummichog), 3322 nucleotides. RefSeq names its product spire-type actin nucleation factor 2 (gene spire2). The record is from RefSeq and is a predicted model, not a curated record. The coding region runs from base 151 to 2445 and encodes 764 amino acids. Gene Ontology annotation, molecular function: actin binding. The transcript has 15 exons. Gene Ontology annotation, biological process: cleavage furrow formation; actin filament polymerization; Golgi vesicle transport. Gene Ontology annotation, cellular component: cell cortex; cytoplasmic vesicle membrane. Lineage: Eukaryota; Metazoa; Chordata; Actinopteri; Cyprinodontiformes; Fundulidae.
CGUCGCCUUGACAGCGCAGCGGAUAACGCGGUGCAGCUGCGGCGAGUUGACAACACAGCGGGCGGUGCGCAGGAUACCGGGCCAGCAGCGCUCAGCAUCAAUGUCCCCGGUGCUCACGAAGUGAAGCAUGGGCUCCGCGGCAUCACAGUCAUGGCCAGAUCCGCCAAGCGAAGCGCCGAGGACGGGGAUCCCCGUGUAACCGCCCCCACGGACCGCGCCGGGGUCCGGGACCUGGCCGAGCCCCGGGAGCUGUCUCUGGAGGAGGUGCUGAAGUCCUACGAGCAGCCCAUCAACGAGGAGCAGGCAUGGGCGGUGUGCUACCAGUGCUGCAGCGGGCUCAGGGUGCCCCGCCCGCCGCCCGGGAGACCCGGUCAGGUGAAGGACCCGUCCUCCAUCCUCCUGCACAGGGACGGAACCGUGUCGUUAAAGGAGGAGCCGCGACCGGACGAGGACGAUGAGGACGCUCCUCUUCCACCCAUCGCUGAGCGUCAGGUGGUUCAGUCGCUCGGCGUGGCCAUCUACAGAGCCCUGGACUGGGGCCUGGACGACAACGAGGAGAGGGAGCUCAGCCCGCAGCUGGAGCGCCUCAUCGAGCGAAUGGCCGCCGGGGACCAGGCCGAGGAGGACGUCCGCUCUGCCAGGAUCGCUUCAACAGACGAGGGUUACAGUGGACAGGAGGAAGAGGAGGAGGAGGAGGAGGAAGAGGGGGCCAUAAGGCCGGUUUGUACGUUCCGCCGGGUCGUGGUGCUCUGUGCGUCUCGUCUGGCCGACCCGAGUCUGGCUCCGGACCACUACCAGGCCGUCUGCCGGGCUCUGUUUGUGGAGACCCUGGAGCUGCAGACCUUCCUCGUCAAGAUCAGAGAUGCAAAGGAGAUGCUGAAGAAGAUUUCCCCUGAAGAAGCGCUGGAGGACAGAUCCACAGCCGAGCUGGACGGGCUGAAGCACAAAGACUGGGCUCGUCUGUGGGUGCAGCUGAUGAAGGACCUGAGGCAGGGGGUGAAGCUGAAGAAGGUCCAGGAGCAGCCGUUCAACCCGCUGGCCACCGAAUUCAGCCUGACGCCGUUCGAAAUGCUGAUGCAGGACAUUCGGACUCGCAAAUUCCAGCUCCGCAAAGUCAUGGUGGGCGGUGAUAUUCCUACGAGAGUGAAGAGAAGUGCCCACGAGGUGAUCCUGGACUUCAUCAGAUCCAGACCUCCUCUUAAACCCGUUUCAGAACGCAGCCUGGCUCCUCCUCCUCCACAGCAGCAGUCGCUUCAUGAGCGGGUCCUGGCAGAGAUCAAGCAGGAGAGGAAGCUCAGGCCCGUGGAGGCACAGGCUGCCAGACCGUUCGGCUCGCUGCCCUGUCUUGCUCAGACCUGUCCUUGCAAUGUCAAAUCUACGUCAUGCAUCGAUCUGUCUGUGUCGGAGCCUCGGCCGCCAUCCCGGCCUCGCAUCCUGCUCAAGGCCCCGACCCUGGCUGAGAUGGAGGAGAUGAGCAUCUCUGAGGAAGAGGAGUCCCCAGGCAACGAUCAGAUGAGGAGGACGGAGAGCUCGCCGACGCCGCUGAAAAGAGAUCGGUCCUUCUCGGAGCAGGACCUCGCCUUCCUCCGUGGGGAAAUCCUUCCCUCGUUGUCCGAGUCUGCCCAGCUGGGAGAGACGGUGCGACUGAGGGACGUCCGGCCCCGAUCCAGAACGCUGACCGGCGCCGGGCCGCCUCCUCUUCACCGAGCUUCCUUCCCCGUCCACGGCUGGGGGCCACCGUCCCCCGCCCGCCUGUCUCUGAGCUCGGUCGACGAGGCCACAGAGACUCCUGAGACGACGUCGGGCUGCAGAACCGGAGACCAGUGGAUGGAGGAGUUCAGCCAUCCCGUUGAGAGUCUGGCCUUAACGUUGGAUGAGAUCAUCAACGUGCGUCGGGUUCUCGUCAAAGCAGAAAUGGAGAAAUAUCUUCAGAGCAAAGAGCUGUACAAUAACCUGAAGCGAGGAAAGGUUUGCUGCUGCUGCAGAGUGAAAUUUCCUCUCUUCUCUUGGCCGUCCACCUGCUUGCUGUGCAAAAGAUCCGUUUGUGGCUCCUGCAGUGCAAAGAUGAAGAUUCCCUCCAAGAAGAUGGCUCAUAUUCCUGUGUACACUGUGGGCUUUCACAGCACCCCGAAGAGCCAUGGGCACAAAAGCCAAGUCUACAAAUCCCUGCGAACUCUGUCCCGCCGCUCGGUGGAGGAGGAAUUCCCACACCUGUACGCUCACGGCUGCACGCUGCGUGACAUCUGCGCCGAAUGCACAAAGUUCGUCGCCGACGUCAUUUCCUCGAGCCGCCGGAGCCUGGACAUCCUCAACAACACUCCAAAGCGGGAGGCCGCCGCCGCUCAGAGGCCACAGCUGCAGCGACAGUCCAACUUCGAGUCAAACCACCAACGACCCUCGCCACAGCUCCACCGCAGCGACGCGACCAACAGCACGAAGCAAUGACCGAAUCAGACUCUGACCUCACUGUGCACACGGUUCUCCGAGGGUUGCGGCGUGUCUUAUCAUCGUAUAAUCCAGUAAAGGUGCUUGGAAGUUAAUUUUGCUGGGUUGAAGCAUUAAAUGUAUCAUUUAGUAGUCAAGUUUAGGCCUGAAAGAAAACUCAAUCAAGCUGUCAAGAACUCUUUAGCGAGAACGUAGAGAUGCCAACUUUCUGCACUACUGCUUCACCCUCCAUAUCUCACCAUCUCACUCACACACACACACACACACACACACACACACGGAUUCACUUGAAUCUCUUUCUGCAUCUGCCCUAUCUGCUGCACCGUGCCUUCACUCUUCACUCACAUGGGGGGGGGGUCAAUUCAAUCAGGAGCACUGAAGGUCGAGGGGCGGGGGGGGGGGUCUACACGACGUGAGAAAGAAGGUGUAGGUGAGGUUAAAGCUGUGCAAAGUUGCAUUAGCAUUUUAGCUCUAAUUGGUUGCCUUGUUUUUGUGUCAUGAAUGUACCUUACACAAACAAAAUUGUAAUUAAAAGCUUGUACGCAGCUAAAUAUUUAUUUUUAAUCAUCGACGACGGGACUUAAAAACCAGCUGCUGCUGCAUACAGAGGCCUCUCUGGUGACGCUUGGUAAGGACCGCUGGGCUGCAGCGGGUGGAGAAACAGCAGCGACGCCGAAUGUAACGGGGUGAAGCUGCAGGCCGCAGCGUUAGCAUGACGACCGCGGGGAAAGGCGAGCAGUUGAAUCUCCCGCCUCUCUCACCCCCACAUGGACGCUUUGCACUCUGCUCUGGUUUUGUUAAAAAACAAACAAAACAAAAACAAAAAAAAAAACACAAAGUGAACCUCGGCUGCAAUAAAAAUCCAAUGACAAACACG